AUGGCGAUCCAGCAACCAAAGUGGGCCCUCCCGCAGAGGCAGGCCGAAGAGCCUGUGCUGAAGGUGUACAACUCCCUGACCCGCACAAAAACGGAGUUCGUGGCAAACAACGGGAGACACGUGAAGUGGUACAACUGCGGGCCGACGGUGUACGACGCGUCGCAUAUGGGACAUGCUAGAAACUAUGUCACGCAGGAUGUAUUGCGGCGCAUCAUGUCCGAUUAUUUUGGCUAUGACGUCCACUUCGUAAUGAACAUCACGGAUAUCGACGACAAGAUCAUCCUCCGCGCCCGCCAAACAUACCUUGUGGACACGUUCCGCUCAGAGACGCGGGAGCUGACUCCACAGGUCUUGAAAUUUGUGCAAGAAUCAUGGUCGGAGUACGUGCUGUCCAAGGUCGGCAAGGGUCUUCCAGAAACAGAGCGUCCUGGCAAAGGCAAAGAGAAGGAAACGUGGCCUCAGCUAGUUGCUCGGUUCCAGGACAAGGCAUGGAAGCAGGAGUGCCUGAAGAGGGACGAAAAAUUUGAGAUGCAUUUCUCCGCUGCGAACCGCACACACUCCGCGCUGGAGGCGGCGGAGAUCUCUGCAAUUUCCGGAAGCAGCUCGCAGGAAGAUGCCCACCGACUGAUAGAUGAGUCGAAGGAUAUCCUUGCGAUAUCCCUGGACAAGCAGCACGGCAGCACCGUCACGGACCACUCCAUUUUUCGCUCGCUAUCAAGCUAUUGGGAGGGGGAGUUCUUCACGGACAUGCGCCGUCUGCGUGUCCGCGAUCCAGAUACGCUCACUCGGGUGACGGAAUUCGUGCCCGAGAUUGUGGCGUUCGUGGAAGGCAUCGUGAAGAACGGGUAUGGCUAUGCGGUUGACGGAAGCGUCUACUUCGACACGCGCGCCUUCGACAAGGCGGACGGGCACGACUACGCGAAAUUGGAGCCGUGGAGCAAAGGCAACUGGGAACUUCUAGAGGAAGGCGAAGGUGCUCUGUCCGUCGCCUCGGGGCGUCGAUCGCCCGCAGACUUCGCACUCUGGAAGGCGUCAAAGCCUGGCGAGCCUUCCUGGCCGUCUCCCUGGGGUUCGGGGCGACCAGGAUGGCACAUCGAAUGCUCAGUUAUGGCGUCUGCGAUCUUCGGCGCGAACAUGGAUAUCCACUCGGGCGGCAUAGACCUUGCGUUCCCGCAUCACGAUAAUGAAAUGGCGCAGUCAGAGGCUUACCACAACUGCCCUACAUGGGUAAACUACUUCCUCCACACCGGACACCUGCACAUCGAGGGGCUGAAGAUGAGCAAGUCGCUCAAGAACUUUAUCACCAUCGAUGAGAUCCUCCAGAAGUACAGCGCACGCCAACUGCGGCUCGCUUUCCUGACUCAGCUGUGGAACGCCAAGGUUGACUUCUCGGAGUCGCUCAUGACGGGCGAGGUUCGCAUUCUCGAGACUGCUUUCAACAACUUCUUCACCACCGUCAAGGCGCUCGUCAGCCAGGCGGAAGCAGACGGGCCCAAUAUGGAUAGCGCGACCCGCUACAGGGAUGCAGAGCGCGAGCUUGUUGAUAGCUUGCAUGCGGCCCAGGACGCGUUCCGGGUCGCGCUGUGCGACUCGUUCAACACGCCUGUCGCGCUGGACGUCCUGCGCGACCUCGUCUCACGCACAAACGUCUACAUCAACACGCGCAGCACCGACCUGGACAUUGGCGCAGUUGUGAUAGUCACCCGCUGGGUCGGCCAGAUGCUCCGCAUGUUCGGGCUGGGCGAGGGUGAGACCUCGGAGAUCGGCUGGGGGCAGGAUCGAGAUGCCGCGGAAGGCGGCAUAAACCGAGAAGAGGUUCUCAUGCCUUAUCUCCGCACACUAUCUACAUUCCGUGAUGGCGUGCGAAGGCUCGCCAUCGCGGGGGGCGAGGGGGCAUUGAAGGAGAUCCUAACGCUUUCGGACAAACUCCGGGACGUUGAUUUGGUUCCGUUGGGUGUGGCCUUGGAUGAUAAGGACGACGGGAAGGCAUUGGUCAAGCUAGUUCCUCCCGCGGAUUUAAUCAGGGCUCGCGACGAGAAACGUGCACAGGCAGAUGCCAAGGCGGCAAAGAAGGCUGCUGCAGUCGAGGCUGAGCGCCAGAAGCGAAUGCAGAAACUAGAGAAGGGGCGUGUCGCGCCACAAGACAUGUUCAAGCCACCGAAUGUCCCGAAAGGCUUGUAUGGCAGCUGGGAUGGGAACGGCUUACCAUUAACCGACGGCGAGGGAAAGGAGCUGAGCAAGAAUCAGACAAAAAAGGUGCAGAAGGAUUGGGCGCUGCAGAAGAAACUGCACGAGGAGUUCCUGGAAUGGCAGAAAACGGAGCAUGCGUGAUGGUCGGAUUCUAUAGACGGCGUAGAUCUGCUCGCGACAUGUAGAAGAGGUGUUGUAGAACACGCCAGCCGCCGUCUACACUUUAGGCUAUGCUAUGGCAUUACAUCU
Messenger RNA from Postia placenta MAD-698-R-SB12, 2439 nucleotides. RefSeq lists its product as hypothetical. The record is from RefSeq and is a predicted model, not a curated record. The transcript is spliced from 13 exons. Gene Ontology annotation, cellular component: cytoplasm. Bases 1 to 2331 code for a protein of 776 amino acids. Gene Ontology annotation, biological process: cysteinyl-tRNA aminoacylation. Gene Ontology annotation, molecular function: cysteine-tRNA ligase activity; ATP binding. Lineage: Eukaryota; Fungi; Basidiomycota; Agaricomycetes; Polyporales; Adustoporiaceae.